AUGUUUAUACAUAUUCUUAUAUUCUUGUUCUUGUAUACGAAAUGUAUAUUCUCAUAUUCUUAUAUAGAUAUCAAUAUUACCUGUGUUGUGCAUAACUCACAUAAGGAACUAUUUUUCAUUCUUUUUUUUCUAAAUUUUCUUUCUUUUUCUAUUCUUUCUUUCUCUUUUUUCUUUUUUCUUCCCUUUUUGCUCCCAAUCUGUUCCUUUUCCCUAUCUCCCUAUCUAUGUUCACAGAUAGAUAUCAAUAUCACUUAUAUCAAAAUUACCUGUAAAAUCCACGAACCUCAACAGGAACUUUCUUUGUUUCUUUGUUUCUUUGUUUGUUUGUUUCUUUCUUUCUUUCUUUCUUGCUUGCUUUCGUUCUUAAUUUUAUUUCCUUCUUUCUUUCUUUCUUUCUUUCUUUCUUUCUUUCUUUCUUUCUUUCUUUCUUUUUCCUUUCUUUCUCUUUUUUAUAUCAGAAUUACCUGUAAAAUCCACGAACCUCAACAGGAAAUUUCUUUCUUUCUUUCUUUCUUUCUUUCUUUCUUUCUUUCUUUCUUUCUUUCUUCAGAGCCUUUUAUUAUUCCAGAGGCCGAAGCUGAGAUAGCAAUCACUGAUGAUGAUGAAAAUAUUAAUAAAUCGUCACUUCUUCACCCAUGA
Messenger RNA from Acanthosepion pharaonis, 639 nucleotides. The record is from the annotation of a GenBank genome assembly. NCBI's taxonomy places the organism in Eukaryota, Metazoa, Mollusca, Cephalopoda, Sepiida, Sepiidae.